Molecule: messenger RNA, 978 nt
Organism: Miscanthus lutarioriparius
Lineage: Eukaryota; Viridiplantae; Streptophyta; Magnoliopsida; Poales; Poaceae
Source: the annotation of a GenBank genome assembly
AUGGAGGAUGGCACGGAGCUGCGGUUCGACCACGGUUCGCCCUACUUCACCGUCAGCAACGGCGAGGUUGCCCGGGUCGUCAGUGGAUGGGAGGCGCGGGGGAUCGUCGCCGAGUGGAAGGCCACAUUCGCAUGCUUCGAUCUGGCAACCGGCAAAUUCACAGACUUCGAGAAGGAGGGAACAGCUAAAAAGUAUGUGGGAGUGCCAGCCAUGAACUCAAUAUGCAAAUCACUCUGUGCAGAGGAUGGUGUGGUGGCCAAAUUUGGUGUCACUGUGGGCAAGAUGGAUUGGCUUCGAGAUAGGAGUUCAUGGUCACUAGCUAGCUUGGAUGGGAAAGAUCUUGGCUAUUUUGAUUACGUCGUAGCAACAGAUAAGAACGUAGCGUCAACAAGUUUUUCUGGGUUGACUGGAAGACCGCCACCUCUUGAUUUAUCGUCAUUUCCACACCUGCCUACAAUACUUCAAGAUAUCCCAGUCCGUCCGUGUUUUGCUCUUAUGGUAGCAUUCUCGGAGCCAUUGGCUAUGGUACCCGUUCAUGGCUUCUCUUUCAACAAUUCCAAUUCUCUGAGUUGGGCUUUUUGUAAUAGUAGCAAGCCAGGUCGUGCUUGUGUACCUCCUAACAGACAAUCUUGGGUGUUGCAUUCGACAACUGAGUAUGCUUCCAAGGUAGUAAAGAAUAUUGGUCCACGGAAACCUUCAGCAGAGGCACUUGCUAAAGUGGCAGAGGAAUUGUUCAGUGAAUUCCAGGCGACUGGAUUAGGCAUUCCACAACCAAUUUUUAUGAAAGCUCACAGAUGGGGUGCUGCUUUCCCAGCCAUUGCAAUUAGUGGAGAUGAUAAGUGUGUUUGGGACAAGAGCACGAAAUUGGCAAUUUGUGGAGAUUUCUGUACAAACCCACGUGUCGAAGGAGCAAUCCUUAGUGCUACGAGAGGGGCUUCCAAAAUCCUUGAAAGUUUAAGCCUCCCGUCAGGGUUGUGA